Diuraphis noxia (Russian wheat aphid) is the source of this 606-nucleotide messenger RNA. RefSeq lists its product as uncharacterized. The record is from RefSeq and is a predicted model, not a curated record. Lineage: Eukaryota; Metazoa; Arthropoda; Insecta; Hemiptera; Aphididae.
AUGGCCCAAUCCGUCCCUGAUGGUAACGAAGUUGAAAUCUCAUCAGAAGAUGAAAAUGCUGCACUACCAUUAAAUCCAGUACAGCAAAUUCCACUCAAUGAAGAAAACAUAGAUUAUGACCAAAACGAGCAUGUAAAUGAAAUUGAGAACAGCGAUUCUAAUGAUAGUGUUUUUUCGUUUGUGUUAAGACCUGGAAGAAGGGGAGCAGUUGUAUCUAAUGAACCUAUUGUGAAUGAAGAGCCUCCUAACAGAGCUAUAAAUGAAAACCCUGAGCCAGAAGAACAUAACUGGGAUGAACGUGAUUUUUUUGUUCCUGAAGAUUUGGCGUUAGAAAUGUGGCAGGAAGUGUAUGGUAGGGAUGAACCUCUGCUAGAUAUUCCAUAUGUCCAAGUUAAUCGUAACUAUCAGGAAGGAGUUCUGAAUAAUGAAGUAGUUUGUGUCGUGUGUAAAGAUAGUUUAAGAACACACGCAAUAAUACCUUGUGGUCACAAAGUACUUUGUGAAGAAUGCGUCAACCAGCUACUUGAUAAACGUUGUCCCAUUUGCAAUACGGCAAUGUGGCUAUUCGCAUCUGGGAAUAGUUCUUUUCUUAUUUGUUAUUUUUAA